AUCGGCUUCUUGAGGCAGCCAAACCAAAGGGCGGCUAUAGCUGUAGCUGACCCGUCUCGCUGCCCUACAGGUCUCGCUGGGCGUCUCACCUCACCUCACCUCACCUCAUCUCACACCACGCCACACCAAGCACCUGGGUACUCAUUUCAUGUGCGUCGGGGCACAAUCUCCUACAGGCGCCAACUCUACCCGAACUGCGCUCGGAAACAUGGACCCUCUUGUCCAGGUGCCCUCCUCUCGUCCAGCGGGGCUCAUUAAACCCGUCCUGAAGUUGCAGUCCCCCAACUUGGAGACAAUCCGUCGAAUAGGUCGGAGGCGCCUGGAAUCAGGCGGGAUGGACCCACAUCUCAACUCCAGAGCUGCAAUUGCACCACGGUCAGACAUGAGCGGAGGCGCAAUCGCCGGGGCUGUCAUCGGCGCCAUCGUCGGGGUUGCCAUCAUAUCCAUCGUCCUAGGCUUCCUAUACUUUCGAUGGAAGCGGCGGUCUCAUGACGAAUCUACAGAUGGUGAUAAGCCAUCUAUAACUGAGCGAAGGUUAUCGUUGUCUGGACUAGACCGCUCGGCUGAGCAACCUCAAACUGCACACGACUCGGACCAUCAACAGGAUUCUCAGCCAUGGCCAGGAGACGGCCAGUUCGAUCCUGAUGGGAUGCCAUCCUGGGCGUAUAGCAUGGACUACAGCCAACAACCAUUCCCAGGUCAUGACCGAGAGUCCCCGGUCAAUGCUGGCGGCUUUCAAGCUCGCCAUCACGACCACUCCACUCGGAAUGGUGACUCCACCUCACACCCGCAGGAUCUCGAGGAUACAGUUCUUGAUACCUAUGUUCCACCAACUACUGGCCCGGAGGGUGGUGCUGCAGAUUACUAUGAUACGAACAUCAUUAUGGAGUCGGAACCAGAGGCUGAACCUACCCCGGGUGGGCCAACACGGCAGAUGACAGAGUUGUAUGAAGAGCAACUCAAGCAAGCACGCCAAAGUCGCAAGAAUAGUAAGGGCUCAACAUGGAGUCGUCUUAAACAAGGCCUAUUGCCAAAAAGAAAACGAUCCACGCGUGUCUCGGAAAUCGCCAUGGAAGAAGGUCAUCGUCAACCAUCAUCCUCGCCAACCCAUCCUGACGUCCCUAUCACUUCGAUAGAAGGCUCUAGUAACAAGGCUUUGGAAGGCGAUCAUAGCUUCGGUCCGGUCACUGAGCUCUUCGAGGAACCUCAAGAAAUAAGCGAUUCAAGCCGUGUUGAUUUGCAUGCACAUAAAAGAGCAAAGCGGCGUGGGCCCUCGGGGGACACAUCUGGAAUUGUUGCACAUAGGCUAGAUUCCCUGCAAACAGAGUUUACUUCGGAUCCCCAGCUCCCUUCUUCGGCCCUGCGGCGCAAGCCAACGCUUGCUGAUCAGUCCGCGACUCGACAGCCAACGAGGUUUCAAAGUCCUGAUCUUCCAGGGCCUAUGGAACUGGACGACAGUCUUUUUGUCGAUGGCGACAGAACUUCGGCUGUACGCGGAUCCCACUCUCCACCUAAUGACACAGCGGGCUUUAGUGCAGUCAACCCAAUGGAGAUCAUGAGACCUUCAAACGCUGCAGAAAAGGCCGUCUUUACAAAUGCCGAGCUGACACGACUGACUUCUACAUCCGUUUCGCCGCCAACGUCUCCUCCGUAUAGUGCCUCUACCCCACCCGAAGCACAUGUACAACACAACCCAGCUGUACGCGAGGCAGAGGAGGAGGACGACGACGAUGCCGACGAGUCUGACUACGACGUGGAGGGGGAUUUUGACGAAUAUAUCCAAACGUUCGAGCAACCUCCGCAAAUCGCCAUCGACGAGACUUUCACCACGGACGGUCCUUCUGACUGGUCCACCCCUGCAGGAACGACAUUGACCAAUGCCUCAAGUGGACGUACACCGGCCACUGAGAUGCUGUCUUCACCUUCCCCAGCUCCCUCGAAUAUGCUGCAACCUGACAGCAGCGCAUCUCCGCCCGAAAUAUCCUCUUCUCCCAAACCACAUCUCACAUGUGAAGAGUGUGGUCGCAUGUUCGAUCAGAUCCAUAAAUUGAACCACCACAAAAGAUACCACGAUCGCAAGCAUGUGUGUCUCUACCAAGAUUGUGGCAAGAAGUUCGGGACCAAAACGCAUCUUGACCGACACAUAAACGACAAACAUGAGAAGAAGAAGGGAUUCCAUUGCACGCAAGAGGGAUGUCAAUACUUCAAAGGCGGAAAGUCCUUCCCUCGAAAGGAUAAUUGGAGGAGACAUAUGAUCAACAAGCAUGGAAUUACACCGACAGUAGAUCCCCAACCUGCUGAGUAAGACUAGAGAAGCUUACUUAUCCGGACGCGUUCCUCUAAACAGAUAGCAACGCAAGGCAUGAACACAAGAUUGGGCACGCUCCCGAACUUGUAGCCCAU
This is a messenger RNA of Truncatella angustata, 2403 nucleotides long. RefSeq lists its product as uncharacterized. Gene Ontology annotation, molecular function: RNA polymerase II cis-regulatory region sequence-specific DNA binding; DNA-binding transcription factor activity, RNA polymerase II-specific. NCBI's taxonomy places the organism in Eukaryota, Fungi, Ascomycota, Sordariomycetes, Amphisphaeriales, Sporocadaceae. Bases 149 to 2305 code for a protein of 718 amino acids. The record is from RefSeq and is a predicted model, not a curated record. The transcript has a single exon. Gene Ontology annotation, biological process: regulation of transcription by RNA polymerase II. Gene Ontology annotation, cellular component: transcription regulator complex; PcG protein complex.